This is a messenger RNA of Ochotona curzoniae (black-lipped pika), 567 nucleotides long. Its product is annotated as UPF0669 protein C6orf120 homolog. The transcript has a single exon. Lineage: Eukaryota; Metazoa; Chordata; Mammalia; Lagomorpha; Ochotonidae. The coding region runs from base 1 to 567 and encodes 188 amino acids. The record is from RefSeq and is a predicted model, not a curated record.
AUGGCUACUCCCUGGAGAAGCGCAGUGCUGCUACUGCUGCUGCUGGCCUCGCAGGCCAUGGCCCAGGCUGGCCGCCUGAAGGAAGAUGCCAAGGUUCCCGCUGAGUGGCUGUUGUUGUACAUCAUCAAGGGCCGUGUAGAGGCUGGGAGCUACAACUACCACAAGCUGAACCGCGAGGGCAGGAUUGUCCUCCACAUGAGGAGCCUGAAAGGAGACGCAGACCUCUACGUGUCCGACAGCACCCUCCACCCAACCUUUGAGGACUACAAGCUUCAAUCGGUCACUUAUGGCCAGGAUGGCUUGUGGAUCCCGGCCAGCUUCCGACGCCCCGUGGGGAUCGGCAUCUACGGACACCCAUCCCAUCAGGAGAGCGAGUUUGAGAUGAAGGUGUAUUACAUCAGGACCUCGGAGCAGCGCUCGUCUGGCGAGGUCGCGUUUGUGGCAGAGAGCACGAAGCCUGGCCAGAAGCAGGGAGACGAGUCUAAGGAUGCGUCUAUGGAGGACGAGUUCCUGUUUUGGAUCCUCCUGAUCAGCAUUUUGAAAAUGGUCCUGCUGCUUCUAUACUGA